This is a messenger RNA of Phoenix dactylifera (date palm), 2160 nucleotides long. Lineage: Eukaryota; Viridiplantae; Streptophyta; Magnoliopsida; Arecales; Arecaceae. The record is from RefSeq and is a predicted model, not a curated record.
UGUCCUUCCGCUGUUCUCUGUCCGACGUCCAACAUUAAGCGAAACCGAGCCCUGGUUACUUGUUGCGCGCAGGGGAAAGGCGACCAAGAGAGCGCGAGAUGGCGAGCGGCGCGUGAAGGUAGGGCAGGGGAAGACUUGCCUUUAUAUGGGGAAAGAGGCCUUCGUGGACGGCGUCCGUCGCUGGUUCCACCGCCGCUUUCACCGCAUCGCCAUCGCCUCAUCCGUGCGUUGAGAAGGGGAGAAGUGCAGAGUUGUCGAGGACUUUGGCAUCUCGAGGCUUGGAUUCAUCAGGCAUUCAGGCUCCCCGGGUGGCCGCCAUGGAUCCCCACAAGAAGAACAUGCUUGAGACUGAAUUUUUCACGGAGUAUGGUGAAGCAAGCCGAUUUCAGAUACAAGAGGUUGUUGGCAAGGGAAGCUAUGGGGUAGUGGGGGCUGCAAUAGACACCCAUACUGGAGAGAGGGUGGCGAUCAAGAAGAUCAAUGAUGUGUUCGAGCAUGUUUCUGAUGCCACUCGCAUUCUAAGGGAGAUCAAAUUGCUUAGGCUGCUUCGCCACCCUGAUAUCGUAGAAAUUAAGCAUAUAAUGCUUCCUCCAUCUAGGAGGGAAUUUAGAGAUAUUUAUGUUGUUUUUGAGUUAAUGGAAUCAGAUCUUCAUCAAGUUAUAAAGGCAAAUGAUGAUCUGACACCUGAACACCACCAGUUCUUUCUAUACCAGCUACUUCGGUCUCUGAAGUAUAUUCAUUCAGCUAAUGUAUUUCAUCGGGAUUUAAAACCGAAAAAUAUCCUUGCCAAUGCGGAUUGCAAAUUAAAAAUCUGUGACUUUGGCCUUGCCCGUGUAUCAUUUAAUGAUGCCCCGUCAGCUAUUUUAUGGACUGAUUAUGUGGCAACAAGAUGGUAUCGUGCUCCUGAAUUAUGUGGCUCCUUUUUCUCGAAGUACACCCCUGCGAUUGAUAUUUGGAGCAUAGGAUGCAUAUUUGCAGAAAUGCUUACAGGAAGACCAUUGUUUCCUGGCAAGAAUGUGGUGCAUCAGUUAGAUCUCAUGACCGAUCUGCUUGGAACUCCUUCACCUGAAUCCAUCGCUAGGAUUCGAAAUGAAAAGGCUAGAAGAUAUUUAAGUAAUAUGCGAAAAAAAAAGCCAGUUCCUUUCUCACAGAAGUUUCCUGGUGUAGAUCCUUUGGCUCUUUGUUUGCUUGAGCGCCUACUUGCAUUUGAUCCUAAAGAUCGACCUACUGCUGAAGAGGCACUAGCUGAUCCAUACUUUAAUGGUCUGGCAAAUGUUGACCGUGAACCUUCAACACAGCCUAUAUCAAAACUUGAAUUUGAGUUCGAAAGGAGGAAAUUGGCAAAAGAUGAUGUAAGAGAGUUAAUUUAUCGAGAGAUUUUGGAGUAUCAUCCUCAGAUGCUGCAGGAGUAUCUACAUGGUGCAGAUCAGACUAACUUCAUGUACCCAAGUGGUGUUGAUCGUUUUAAGCGACAAUUUGCUCAUCUUGAAGAGAACUAUAGUAAGGGUGAAAGAAGCACUCCACUUGGACGGCAACAUGCAUCCUUGCCCAGGGAGAGGGUGGGCGCAAAUAAAGAUGCGAUUCCUGAUCAAAAUAAUGACUUCGAAAAGCGAAGUGCAGAUUCUGUUGCUGGUACACUUCAAAGCCCUAAAAAGUCACAGCAGGGUGAGAGAUCAGAUCAUGCAUCAGUUACAGAUGGCAUAAACAGGACAAAUUUCGGUGCUCGUAGCUUGUUGAAGAGUGCAAGCAUCAGCGCUUCCAAGUGCAUAGUUGUCAAAGGAAGGAAGGAUUCAGAAGUACAUGAGGAACCAAUUUCCGAGAACACAGAGGACGCAGCUGAUGGCUUAUCUCAGAAAGUAGCUGAAUUGUAUACCUAACAACAGGAAAGUCUUGACAAUACAUAAUCAGUGCAAGAUUAGUCUCAGAUUAGGAGGGUUGAACUGGUUGUUGAUUAUGAUCUGGCAUUGCAUCAGUUGGAUCCCGUAUGUUCUUUUGUCAACUGUACUGUAUGUUCAAAUUGUUGUGAGGGCCUGCCGCCUCCUAUACCUGGAAUUUUGAGGGAAAAAGUUUCUUUCAGUAGGUGAAUUUCAUGAGAUCCUAAUUUUUGUUCGUUGAAGAUUAUUCCUAAUUUAUUUAUAUAUUUUCUGUUCUGAUGGUCCA